Paramecium pentaurelia is the source of this 777-nucleotide messenger RNA. The record is from the annotation of a GenBank genome assembly. Lineage: Eukaryota; Ciliophora; Oligohymenophorea; Peniculida; Parameciidae.
AUGAGAAACUUUUCAAAGACUUUUUAUAAUACAGUAUAAAUAAAAUAAUAUAAAAGAAUAAAAAUGUGAGGAACUACUUUAAAAAUAAAACGAGUAUUUCUUUUAAGAGAAUUAAUAAUAAAGUGAUUUAAAAGAUUAAAUAAAGUAUUUAUAAAUAUAGAAUGAAUAAAUUAUAUAAGAAAAUAAGGAAUUACUUAAAAUAAAAAAAUUAAAUCUAGAAAUAUUGGAGUAAUUAAAUAAUGAAAAAUAUAUAUCAUAAAAACUUUAGGCAGAAAGAGAUUAAUUAUUAGUAUUAUGUAAUUUAUAAAUAGGAUUAAAACAAAAAUAAAACAGACUUAAUAGAAUAAUAUAUAAAUAAGAAUUAAGAUUAUGAGAGAAAUAACAAAGAUUUGAAUCAGUAAGUUGAGUAUUUAGAAAUAUAAUUGGAGAAAUAUUAACAAGAAAAUCGUAAUUUUAAAUAAAUAUUUAGAUUUGCUUGAAUAAAAGAUAAUAAAUUAUACUUAAAAAGAUAUACAAUUUCAUUUAGAAGGUAAAAUAAUAAUUAAUGUAAUAGAUAUUACUAAGAUAAUUAUUGAAGAAUUGAAAAAAAUUGAAAUCUAAUGUCAAAUAGAAAAAUAAAAAAUUAUUUAAAGAAAAUAAUUGGCCUAAAACCUACUUAUUAUUUUUAACGAGAAUUUAAGAAAGCCACUAUUAAACCAUGAUUUGACAUUUAGGCAUGACUUUAAUGAUAAUAAGAUAUUAGGUUAAGAAGAGAUUAAUAAAAACUAAUUUAAUUGA